Amyelois transitella is the source of this 1928-nucleotide messenger RNA. RefSeq names its product organic cation transporter protein. The record is from RefSeq and is a predicted model, not a curated record. The transcript has 12 exons. Gene Ontology annotation, molecular function: transmembrane transporter activity. Gene Ontology annotation, biological process: transmembrane transport. Gene Ontology annotation, cellular component: membrane. Bases 110 to 1813 code for a protein of 567 amino acids. NCBI's taxonomy places the organism in Eukaryota, Metazoa, Arthropoda, Insecta, Lepidoptera, Pyralidae.
AUUUAUUUACAUACCAUAGUAUCUGGGGUCUGAUCAAUUUGUGGUCGUCACCGCAGGGCAACGGUCGCGGUCGUUAUAGCGAAAUUAAGUGGUUUAUAAUUACAUAAAAAUGACAGACACAUUGGUUCUUCAAGAGGCUGCGUCAGCUCUCAAUGUGGAAGAGAAAGAAGAGGAUGGUGACGUCAUGGAGAAGAUUAUCCACCAUAUUGGAGAAAUGGGCACCUACCAGUUGUUGUUGGUUGUUUUCAUGUUGCCCUUCAUUGCCACCUGGGCCUUCAGCUACGCCGUGCCAAUGUUCAUUCUGGCAACACCCCAGGAACAUUGGUGCAAGGUGCCGGAGUUACAGAAUCUUACAUUGGAAAUGAGACGAAAUCUGUCUAUCCCUUUCACGGACGAGCCGCCAGGGUGGGACCGCUGUCAGAUGUUCGCCGCGAACUACACUGAAGUGCUGGCCACGCUCACUCGCCCCGCCAACGACACGCCCCUCAUACCCUGCAGGAACGGAUGGGAGUUCCUCUUCAACGACAUCCCUUACUCAACUAUUAUCAACGAGCGUGAAUGGGUAUGCGAGCGCGCGUCUUACGCCCCGUUUUCCCAGUCCAUGUACUUCGCGGGGUCUCUGCUGGGGGUGACCUUCUUCGGUUGGCUCGGCGAUACGUACGGUCGGCUACCAGCUUUUAUUGGAGCUAAUAUAAUGGGUCUCAUUGGGAACAUAGCUACAAUAUUCACCGUGGGCCGGUGGGAUUUUGCAAUCGCUCGGCUGGUGGCAGGCACGGCCAACGACGCCUGUUACCUGAUGAUGUACUUAAUAAUAUUGGAAUUCAUCGGUUCCCGUCACCGUACGUGGGUGUCGAGCGCGGCCGGUGUCCUGGGUGGGGCGGGGCCUCUCAUGCUGACUCCAGUGCUGGCGCUGUGGCUGAAGAACUGGAGAACGGUGGUGGUGGCGACCACAGCACCCGGCUUAUUGGCACUGGUGACACCUUGGAUCGUUCCUGAGAGUGUGCGAUGGCUGGCAUCGAAUGGCAAAGUAAACAGAGCUGUAGCGAUAUUGAAGCGGUUCGAGCGAAUCAACAAGAAGGAGAUACCAGAAGAUGUUCUCAAUGAGUUUAUUAUAUCCUCAAACAAUAAGCGAAUGACGGACGAAUCCCUCCUGGCUUUGCUCCGGAGUCCGAAGCUCAGGAAAUGCGUGAUAGUCCUCAUUGUAGUGACGAUAGUCGGCGGGGUGGGGAUAGACGCAGUCGUCAGAAUGUCGGAGAGUAUUGGAUCAGAUUUCUUCGUCACAUUCGCUAUUUCGUCAUUCGCCGAAGUGCCCGCUUUGGCUCUGAUCACGGUUACUCUCGACAGGUUUGGUCGUCGAGCGGUCAUCGCGACGACGCUGGCUAUUGGGAGCGUGUUCUCAUUUAUCUGUGCCUUCGUGCCACGUGGAUUGACCCAAGCGUUAAUAGCGGUCACCGUCCGCCUGUUCGUGAACAUGGCUAUCAGCGGCUCCGCGCAGCUCGCCCCGGAACUCCUGCCCACGCCGGUGCGCUCCAGCGGGAACUCCUUCAUACACGUCACCGCGUAUAUGGCUACUAUCUUGUCGCCUUUCAUCGUCUACUCGAGCACAAUAUGGCUUCCUAUGCCGUUAGUGACCAUCGGAGUGCUGAGUUCUGUGGGAGCGUUGUGUUCGCUGCUGUUACCGGAGACUAAGGGACAACCCAUGCCUCAGACCAUUAUGGACGGGGAACGACUGGUCGCGGCGAAUAUGCUAUGCGGGAAAGCAGAAUUUGACGAUGAACCCGAAGAACUACCUACUCUCAAAGAGAAAAUAUGAUUUGAAACCUGAACUUGAAACCUAAGAAGACUGAUUGAAAAUAUUUAUUAAACAGUCAUGACUAUUUUUAUAUACUUAACAUAGAUGUAAUAGGAACUUUUGUGAUAAAUAGAUG